Molecule: messenger RNA, 1051 nt
Organism: Salvia hispanica
Lineage: Eukaryota; Viridiplantae; Streptophyta; Magnoliopsida; Lamiales; Lamiaceae
Product: cold-regulated protein 28-like
Biological process (GO): response to cold; regulation of circadian rhythm
Source: RefSeq, a predicted model, not a curated record
CCUCUCUCUCCCCCCUUAUAAUUCUCUUCCCUUUCCGUGUGACGAUUUACAAAUACGAUCGCCCUUUUGGCUGUGCACUUUUAUAUGCAAAGCAAAACAAACUGAGUCUAGUGCUCUCCGCCGCCAACGCUGGAUAUUUCUUGUGCUUAUUCCACUUUGACUACUCAGAUUUCCAAACAUAUUUUGCACCGAUUCUCGGAAGUCAACACGAUGUGGACUGAUCAGAAGCACAACUUAUUUCUCCAACAUUUGGAACUCUCAUUUGUUAAACAACUGCACCAGUCAAUUAGUUUGCUUGAUCAGGACGGGGAAGAAAAAAGCACUACCCUAAUAGAUCAAAUAAAUUUGGCUGGUCGGUUGCAUGGAUGUUGGAAGAUUAAGUGCAAUAGGGGUUAUCCUCUUUCCCAUGUUUCAGUUGAUUCCAUUGGCCAUAAUAAACGUCCUACUAUAUCAGCUCAUGCACCAGAACCUUGGACGCUUUGUAAAGCAGAGAAUGUUGGGGAAGUUGUUAAGCCUAACUGUGAUUUGCAUGACUCCCAUAGAGAGGGUACAGGUCAGAAUUUUGUUGAUGAAGACAAUCAGUCAAACUCAGAUACUGAAUAUCGUGUGAAAAGAACGAAGAUUAUGUUAGCGGAUAAGUGAAGUAAUUCUUUCUUUCUAUAGAGAAAAAUGACAGCUCUAAUCUUGUAGGCUAACCUUUGAGAUCAUCAUCAUCCUUCCAACUUGAAAUUUGCUGCUUUUGAAAGAUGACAACUACGCAAGAGUGGUUGCCACUAGCCAGCUAUUCUUUGAUAUUCGUCUUGCCCAAAUUUAGGAGUCAGAUCCAGGUUUGGUUUGUUUAAAAGUUUUGCGUAAUGUGAUAUACCAUAAUCUUGGCUUCCGACAUCGAUUCGUUUAUUUGACGAGAUUUGGUGUAAAAGUAAGAUUUGUUUGUAGGUAAUAUUUGUAUAUGUGCAUGGCGAAGAGUCAUGUAUAUAUUUAUACUGCCCUUCAUCGGUGGACAGAUUAUAUUUUAAUGUGAAAUGGCUAAUAUGUUAGCCCUUUCUUCCGA